Lactuca saligna is the source of this 1203-nucleotide messenger RNA. The record is from the annotation of a GenBank genome assembly. Lineage: Eukaryota; Viridiplantae; Streptophyta; Magnoliopsida; Asterales; Asteraceae.
AUGCAGACGUUUUCGGCGGUUACUCUCACCGUCCUUUUACUCAUCUCCCUCUCCACCACCACCGACGCCCACAACAUCACUCAUAUUCUUGACAAAAGCCCAGAAUUCUCAACCUUCAAUCACUAUCUCACACUCACUCACCUCGCCGGAGAAAUCAACCGCCGCCAGACUAUCACCGUCUGCGCCGUCGACAAUGCCGCCAUGUCUGCCUUGAUUGCCAAAGGCUUGUCACUUGUCACUAUAAAAAAUGUUCUUUCCCUUCAUGUCUUUGCCGACUACUUCGGCUCCAAAAAGCUCCACCAAAUCACCAAAGGCUCCACCUCCACCGCUACCAUGUAUCAAGCCACCGGUGAAGCCCCUGGCACCACCGGAUACGUACAUAUCACCGACGUUAAAGGUGGUAAAGUUCACUUCACUCCCGAAGACAAUCCCACUCAAACUGUUCUUUACGUAAAAUCCAUCUUAGAAAUGCCUUACAACAUAUCUGUCAUUCAAAUUAGUGAAAUUCUACAGUCGCCGGAGGCUGAGGCACCGACGUCGGCACCGGAUCUGAACUUAACUUCGUUGUUACAAAAAGACGGAUGCAAAGCGUUUUACGAUCUGUUAUCAACUUCGGGGGCUAUCGGAACGUUUUUAAGCACGGUUGACGGCGGAAUAACGGUGUUCUGUCCCAGUGACGACGCUAUUACGGCAUUCGCGCCAAAAUACAAGAACUUAACGGCGGAAGAGAAGACGUCUUUGUUGCUUUACCAUGGUGUUCCGAUCUAUAAUUCCAUGGGGAUGCUGAGAUCAAGCAAUGGGUUGAUGAAUACGUUAGCGACAGAAGGGGCAAAGAAGAAAUACGACUUCACUGUACAAAACGUCGGCGACGAUGUGAAGUUGAAGACAAAAGUGGUGACGGCGGCGAUUACAGGGACGGUGAUCGACGACGAACCGGUGGCGCUUUACAAGAUUGAUAAAGUUUUGUUGCCGAGGGAGUUGUUUAAGGGGACGGCGGAGGCUGAUGAACCUGCAGCGGCACCGAAGGCGGCGAAGAAGAAAAAGAAGGCGGCGAAGAAGGGUGAUAAUGCGGAUGCCCCGGGGCCAGACUCUUCAGAAGACGAUUAUGGUGGUGGUGAUGCGGCGGAUCAGACGGCUAGUUCCGGUGGGAGGCUGGUGGCGUCGGCGUUUACGGUGUUGUGUCUCGCACUCGUUUUUGUUUGA